Molecule: messenger RNA, 11831 nt
Organism: Onthophagus taurus
Lineage: Eukaryota; Metazoa; Arthropoda; Insecta; Coleoptera; Scarabaeidae
Source: RefSeq, a predicted model, not a curated record
UCUGGUGUUUUCUGUUUUGAAAGAGUUGAGUUGAGGACGCAAAGAUGAAGGAGUUGAACAUUGCGUUCAGUUACCUUCUCCUAAUUUGUGUUCUUGUCUCUGGAUUCGAUUCUGAUAUCGAUUAUUUGAUGAAAAGUCGUAGAGGAUUUGAUGAUGGUGCACGUGGAUAUAACACAGGACAAAAUAGUGGUGUAAAAUCGUCUGGUUAUACAAAAACAAAAACUUUUACAAAAACCGGUUAUGGUCGUGCAGAUCCUGAACCCCGUAGCUAUGCAAAAACGUUUCAAAGGCCUAAAACGAAUCAAGAUGAAACCGAAACGUUUGAUCCGAUGUCGUUCAUUGGUGGACAUACAACGAAUACAAAGUAUAAAGGAGGAUGUAACAUAGAGCCAAAACCUCCUCUAAAUGGAAAUCUAAAAUGUUCGCGCGUUACCGGUUGCAAAGGAACUUGCAAUGUAGAUCAUAAAUUCCCUAACGGCCAAACAUAUUUGUAUGCUAAAUGUAUCAACGGACAAUGGCAUGUAGAAAUGGACACUAUAGCAAGAGAUUUUUUUCCCAAUUGCGAACCGGUUUGUUUGCCUGCUUGUGAAAAUAAUGGUAUUUGCGUAGCACCGAAUCGAUGUAAUUGUCCGGAUGACUUCUCAGGUCCGCAAUGCCAAUUUGAAUUGAAACCUUGUUUAAAUUACCCACCGAUGCCAAAAAAUUCAAGAAGAACAUGUGGCCCCACAUCUUGUACAGUUACGUGUGCUCGUGGAUAUCAAUUUCCUGAUGGCUCAUCAAUACAACAAUUAUCAUGUAAAAACGGAAAUUGGAUACCAUCUCAAGAUAAAUUUGUUACACUUCCUGAUUGCGAUCCAAUUUGUGAUCCACCAUGUGAAAAUGAAGGAAGAUGCUUGGCUUUUAAUACUUGUUUGUGUUCCAAAUAUUUUAGAGGCUCACAAUGCCAAUAUUCCACUGAUCGUUGCACGCCAAAAGGACUUAACUUCAAUGGGGGAUACAAUUGUACCGGGAAUAACGAAGAGUUUACAUGUAAUUUAAAAUGUGAUGGUGUAUUUGAGUUUCCGCCAUCAACAACAUAUACCUGUCGUUAUGACACUGGAGUAUUUCUUCCAAUGCCAAUACCACAAUGUCUUUAUGACCCCAGUUUUCACAUUAUAGGAAUAAAUAAAACCGACUCGUCGCGAUUUGAAAACUCCUUUAUACAUAAAGGUUCGGGAAUGCACAAAUUUCCUGUUGGAAGCGAUUUCUUGUUUGAAGAUAACUUUGGGAUUCCUGAUAUAAUUACUGUUCAACAAAAGAUCCCCCAACCUGGAUCUUGUAUAACAUGGCGUGGCUCGCAUUUUAAAACUUUUGAUGGAAAAGUAUAUAGUUUUGAUUCAAAAUGUGCAUACACGAUGGUUAAAGAUGCCGUUGAUAAUACAUUUAAUAUCGUUGUACAAAACAACCCACAUUGUGUAAACGAUGUAUCGUCGUGUUAUAAAAUUGUUACAAUCUUCUAUCAAGGAAAAGAAUACACGUUAAAAUGGGUUCAAGGAAUUCCAGUUCUUAUGAACAAUAAAAAGAUUCUUCCAAUACCUACUCAAGUACCUGGAUUAAGGGCAGAAAUGAUUGCACAUUAUAUUGUUUUAUGGUUGGAUACUGUUGGAGUUAAACUUAGAUGGGAUGGAAAGGAAUUCGUUCAAGUUGAAGUCAAAGAAAAUUUAUGGAAUAGAACUGCCGGGCUUUGUGGAAGAAUUGAUGGAUAUGAAUCAAAUGAUCUUACCACGAAAGAUGGGCGAAUACCUACAAAUAUUCUCACGAUGAUUAACAGCUGGCAAACUGAUCAUUUAGGGGAUGAAUGCAACUCGGUUCCUACAGAAGAACAUGCUUGCAAAUCUGUAUCAAACGAUAAAGCAAAUGAAGCGAAGUCUUUUUGUGAACAAGUUCUUGCAGAUAAACGAUUUUCAUCAUGUCACAAGACAAUGGAUGUAGCCGUAUUAAUGAAUGCUUGUCAAUGGGAUUAUUGUUCAUGUACCGAUCUUGAUCCUAAAACGUGCGCUUGUGACACGUUAAAUGUGUAUGUGCGGGAAUGUACUCAUAAAGGAAUAAAAUCAUUAGCUUCUUGGAGGGAUGAUAGUAUUUGCCCGAUGGUUUGUACUGGGGGACGUAUUUAUAUGCCAAAUGCUCCACCUGGUGGACAGGAUACUUGCGGAACAUCUAUUGAUAAUGCUGGUGAUGCGGAUAGUUUAGAGGAAGGGUGUUAUUGUCCUAAAGGAUUAGUUUUGCAUGAAAAUAAAUGCAUAACUAGAGAUAAAUGUACAUGCAGAUUAAGAGGGAAAGAUUUCAAACCUGGUGAUACUGUUCCAAAGAAUUGUAAUACUUGUACAUGCGCUGAUGGACAAUGGGUUUGCACACAAGUUUCUUGUGGUGCUCGCUGCUCAGCUUUAGGGGAUCCCCAUUACAUCACUUUUGAUGGAAAACGUUUUGAUUUUAUGGGACAAUGUUCGUACUAUUUAGUUAAAACAAAUAAUUUAUCAGUUGAAGCUGAAAAUGUUGCUUGUUCUGGUUCUAUUUCAUUGGCGAUGAAUUUACCAAUCAGCAUCUCAACCGGGUUACCAUCCUGCACUAAAACCGUAACAAUACGUUAUGAUGGACAAAUAAUACAUUUGAAACAAUAUCAACAGCUAACAGUUAAUGGCAAAGAAUUAAAUCGGUUACCUUUUAUUAUAGGUGGAACAAAAGUUAGAACAGUUUCUUCGUUAUUUACAGUUGUUGAACUUUUAAACGGCGUUAGUGUAUGGUGGGAUGGUUUAACAAGAGUUUACAUCGACGUUCCACCUUCAUUUAAAGGCACAACAACCGGUCUUUGCGGUACAUUUACUGAAAACCAAAAAGAUGACUUUUUAACCCCCGAAAACGACGUUGAACACUCUGUGGUUCAAUUCGCGAAUAAAUGGAAAACUAGCGAAAAAUGCAAUGAUGUACCAGACGUACUUAAGCAACACCCUUGUGAUAUGAACAUUCAAAAUCGAAUUUUAGCUGAAACUCACUGCAAAAAAUUAAAAUCAGAACUUUUUGCAAGUUGUCAUUUCUUUGUUGAUCCCGACUCCUUUUAUCAAGAUUGUCUUUAUGAUAUGUGUUCUUGCGAAGUAAAAUUAUCAAAUUGUUUAUGCCCAAUGAUAGCGGCGUACGCUCAAGAAUGCGCUUUACAAGGUAUAAUAGUUGAUUGGCGAAGUGAUAUUAAAGAAUGUGGGGUUACAUGCACCGGAGGUCAAGUUUAUCAAGUGUGUGGAAACUCGUGUACAAGAACUUGUUAUGACAUUGCCACCAGUUCAAACUGCAAAGAUAAUUGCGUGGAAGGAUGUAAUUGUCCUAAAGGGCAAGCGUUGGAUAAUUAUGGCGAAUGCGUGCCUAUUACACAAUGUCCAUGUGAGUUGGAAGGAUUAAGUUUUCAACCUGGAUAUAAGGAAGUUCGCCCAGCAAGUAAAGGACAAGAACUUUGCACUUGUAAGAGCGCGGUUUGGGACUGCAGAUUGGCGCUAAAAGAAGAAAUUAACAAGUAUCCAAAGGCAAGUGAUAAGAAAACUAUGUGUAAUGAGGCUAAAAACUUUGAAUUUACAACUUGUGAACCACCCGAACCUCUUACAUGCAAGAAUAUGCACCGAAAUGAUUUAUAUAGCGCGAGUGUUUGCCACGCUGGUUGUAAAUGCAAAGAUGGUUAUGUUCUUGACUCUUCUUCAAAAACUUGCGUAAAACCAAUUCAUUGUCCUUGUCAUCAUGGAGGAAAAAGUUAUGGCGAAAACGCUAUGGUUCAAAGUGAUUGUAAUACAUGUACUUGUAAGAAAGGUAAAUGGGAGUGCACUGAUAGACAAUGCACAGCUGAAUGUACAGCGUGGGGCGAUUCACAUUUUAAGACGUUUGAUGGAAAAAUGUAUGAUUACCAAGGACAAUGUGAUUAUGUUUUGGCGAAAGGAAAACUUAACUCCGUUGAUAGCUUUCAAAUAUCUAUUCAGAACGUUCCCUGCGGUUCAACUGGAGUGAGUUGUUCAAAAUCAUUAACAAUCAAAAUAGGACCUUCCGACCAACAAGAAAAGAUAACCUUAGUUAGACACAUGCCAGUUCAAAGUCCUCAAAUUUUCAAAACAUUUACAGUUCGUACACUCGACUUAUUUGUGAUUGUUGAAGCUGCCGAUUUAGGGUUAAUUGUGCAUUGGGAUAAAGGUACUAGAGUUUAUGUUAAAGUCGACCCAAGAUGGAAAAAUAAAGUUAAUGGCCUUUGUGGUAAUUAUAACGACAAUGAGUUAGACGACUUCCAAACGCCUUUUGGUGGAGUACCGGAAGCGUCUGCAAGAUUAUUCGGCGACUCCUGGAAAAUGCAAUCAUACUGUCCUGACGCUGAAGAAAUAACAGACACGUGCGAAAAACGACCUGAUCGUAGAACUUGGGCGUUAAAUAAAUGCGGUGUAUUAAAAACCUCAGUUUUUUCACCUUGCCAUUCCGAAGUACCCGUUGAUUUAUAUUACGACAAAUGCGUGUUUGAUUCGUGUGCUUGCGACGAAGGCGGCGAUUGCGAAUGUUUAUGCACAGCUUUAGCAGCGUACGCUGAAGAAUGUAACAGCAAAGGCGUCCCCAUAAAAUGGAGAUCACAAGAAUUAUGCCCAAUUCAAUGUAGUGAAAGAUGCGCUCAGUACAGCCCUUGCGUAUCAUCUUGUCCUCUUGAAACAUGUGAUAACUUAUUGAUUCAAAAUCCAUUAACGAAAUUGUGUAAAGAGGACUCUUGCGUCGAAGGAUGUAUUCCAAAGCCGUGCCCCCCUGAUUAUGUUUACGCUAAUUCAUCUUAUAGUGAAUGCGUUCCAAAGAAUAUUUGUAAACCGGUUUGUUUAGAAAUUGAUGGGGUCACUUAUUAUGAAGGGGAUAAAAUGGAGGAAGAUGAUUGUCAUACAUGUUUUUGUUCAAGAGGAUCAAAAACGUGCAAAGGUGAACCCUGUACAACAUUUACCCCGAAACCCACAACGCCAAAUCAACUGGAUUCUAAACCAUCGUGCAAAACAGGUUGGACAAGUUGGAUUAACCAAGAUAAAUUAAAAAAUACAAUGAAUGAGGAUGUUGAGCCAGUUCCAAAUAACAUCAUUAUGAAUCAAUUAAAAGAUGGUAGUCAUUGCGACCCAAGUCAAAUCACAAAUAUCGAUUGCAGAACAGUAUCAGGCCAUAUGCAUUAUAAAAAAACUGGUUUAGAUGUUGAAUGUAGCUUAGAUCGUGGGUUAAUUUGCAAAUCUGAUACAGGAAGUUGUUUAGAUUUUGAAAUACGCGUGUUUUGUUCAUGUGAAGAUCAACCUGUACCAACUGAACCAAUACCAACAUCAGAGCCAAUAUGUGAUAAAGAGAAUAUGUUUUCUGAGCACCCAAGCGAUUGUCAUAUGUACUAUAAAUGUUUUGCUGGUGAAACUGGUUUGGAGCAAAUUAUAGAAUCAUGUGGAGAUACCUUGUUGUUUAACCCCAUCUCAAAAACUUGUGAUAUUCCUGAAAAUGUAUAUGAUAUAAAACCGCAAUGCAAACCAACCGAAGAAGUACAACUAUGUGAACCGGGUUAUGAAUGGAGGAAUUGUGCAUUAAAAUGUGAUAAAAUUUGUGAUUACCACAAGUAUGUUGUAAAACAAAGAGGGGAAUGUUUAGAUGAUAAUCUUUGCGUUGCUAAAUGUAUUCCAAUAGGAGAUCCAAUUUGCGAAGGAGAUUAUUUCUGGAACAGCGAUGGGUCAUGUAGAAAACUAGCUGAUUGCGCCUGCCGCGCAAAAGACGGAACUAUGGUGAAACCAGGAAAUGUUUAUCAAGAAGAUCAAUGUACAAAUUGUCAAUGCAUAGAUAACGCAUACAGUUGUACAACAUCCGACGAUUAUGAAUGUAAUCAUGAAAUAAUUGAAGUACCUCCACUUGAAAUAACUGAACAAACUGCAACGGUCAUCAUAAGUACAGUUACUCCACCUAAGGAAUGUUUACCUGAAUACUUUAUGAAUCUUAUUCAAGGGGAUCAUCCCCUCCCUGAUGACUCAAUAAUAGCCAGUAGUUAUUAUAACGAUAAUUAUUUACCCAAAUAUUCUAAAAUUAAUUAUGCUGGAAGUUGGAAACCGAAAGAAAAUGAUAAAGAACCGUAUCUCGAAAUUUCUUUUGGUAGACAAGAACCAGUGUAUGGUGUAAUAAUAAAAGGGAACGUUAAAGAUGAUGAAUAUGUCUCAAAGUAUACAGUUGCUUAUGUUCCCUCCGCCUUUGAUAAGUUACAAUUUGUCCGUGGAGAAGAUGGUAGAAUUAAAGAAUUCCGAGGUUCGGUUGACGCAAUAACACCAUCCAAAGUACUAUUUGAUGUGCCAUUCGAAGCAAUCAAUGUUCGAAUUUAUCCGAAAACAUGGCAUAUUGCGCCAUCAUUAAGAGUUGAGUUAAUAGGUUGUUCUGAUGUCAUCGGUACUACUCAAAGCUCUGUUACUACAACCGUUCAACAAGUUGAUGUUUGUAAUGAUGAAAUGGGUUUAAAGAAUGGGUUAUUAUCGCUUGAACAAAUUUCCGUUAGCUCUCAACAAUCUGGUCAAAAUUCAAAGGCUCAGUUGAAACUUGAUAGUGAAGGAGCAUGGCAACCAUAUACAAACACCCCCACAGAAUUUGUGAUUUUUGACUUUUUGGAACCGCGUAAUGUAACCGGAGUAAAAACUAAAGGUGGGCCAAAAGGAUGGGUUACCAAAUACAAAAUUAAAUAUUCCACUGAUGGUAAACAAUGGAACCCCAUUGUUGAUGAAGCGUUAAACGAAGUUAUAUUCCAUGGAAAUUUUGAUCAUAAUUCCGAAGUUACUAGUCAGUUUCAAAUGCCCAUUCAAAUGAGGUAUUUAAAAAUUGAGCCUGUAAAAUGGGAAAAUAACAUUCAACUCAAAAUUGAACCUCUUGGGUGUUAUAUACCAUAUCCUGAAAUUGCUGUAACGAUACCAACAGUUGAACAAACACUUUGCAAUUAUUGUCUUGGUGUGGCGGAGAGUACAAACAAAUGUAAUUGUGAUCAAACGAAAUAUUGGGAUGGAGAGAAAUGUAUUGAUCGAGCUGAAUGUCCUUGUGUUGUUAAUCAUAUCACAUAUAAAAUUGGACAAUCCUAUCUUAAAGAAGAUUGCAAAGAAUGUAUCUGUAAACUUGGCGGUGUUGAACAUUGCGUUGAAAAAGAAUGCGAAAAAUGCAAAGACGGUAUGCAAAGUAAAAUAUCAAAUACAUGCGCAUGCAUAUGCGCGCCAUGUCCGGAAGACGAAAUUUUAUGUCCAACAAGUAACGUUUGUAUAAAUAAAAUGAAAUGGUGUGAUGGAGUUAUGGACUGCCCUGACGAUGAACUUAAUUGUACUAAACCAACCGAACCAACGCCAACAACAACUGAAAAACCCAAGAAAGAUUGUCCCAUACCAGUUUGUUCACCUGGAUAUGUAUUGAAAGAGAAAGCUGUUUCUAAGGGCCCUAAAUACCUUGAUUUCUUAGCUACUAUCUUUAAUAGAAAACCAACGAAUCAACGUGUUAAAACAACUUAUUCAUAUUCCAAAACAAAAACAAAGAGUAAACCAAAUCCGCAUUUUAAACCACCAACCAAGAUUAACAAUGUUGUGGAACAAGAGGAAGAAAAGUGUAAGGAAUACGUUUGUGUUCCAGUUGUGGAAACACCUGUGUGUCCACCUGCUUCCUGCCCACCAGGAUAUACACCAGUUUAUAAUCCAGUUGGAACUGAUAUAGGAUUUUGUGCAGGGUAUAAAUGUCAUCUUCCAGACGCAAUUUGUAACAUUACUGGUAGAACAUUCAACACAUUCGAUAACACGGAAUUUAAAUAUGAUAUAUGUAACCACGUUAUUGCUAGAGACUUAGUAGGAACUAAUUGGGACAUUUCAUUGAAAAAGAAAUGUAAUGAUAUCCGUUGUAACCUCAAGGUGCUCAUCAAUCACCAUCUAGAUUCAUUCACGCUUUAUUCUGAUCUCAAGACAAUAAAAUAUAACGAUUACGAUUAUAAUAUCGACCAAAUGGAAAGAAUUAGUAAACAAUCUCCGGAAUUCUACAUAGAUCGUCUUGGUGAAAUGAUUCUCUUUUCUUCUAUUAAAUACGGAUUUUGGGUAACGAUUGAUAAAUUAAGUAACGUUAAAGUAGGCGUAUCAUCAGAAUUGAAAACCCAUGUUGAUGGUCUUUGCGGAUAUUAUAAUGGAAAAGGUGACGAUGACAAACGUAAACCAGAUGGAACUUUGGCCAAAACCUCUGUUGAAUUUGGUGACAGUUGGUCUUAUGGAGAUACCGCAGAUUGUGUUGUUAAAAAAUGUCCAGAGGAAAUUGAAAAGAAAGCUAUUGAUAUCUGUAAUAGAGUGAGGGAUCAAACUUUAGCUCCGUGUGCUAGUGCUAUAAAUAUAGAAGCUUUCUUAUCACGAUGCUUAGAAUCAACUUGUACUUGUCUUCAAGAAAACAAAGGAAAUGCAACUGGGGAAGAUAACUGUCGUUGCUCAACAUUACAAGCGUUUGUAGUUGAUUGUAUGCAAGCCGAUACAAAUGUUGAAGUUGGAAAUUGGAGAGCACAACACAAUUGCCCUAUCGCUUGUGACGCACCUCUUGUACCACAUGAUUGCUAUAGAAGACCAUGCGAACUAACAUGCCAAACAGUUUCUGAUCCAAACGCAUGUCCCAAAUUGGACACGGUUUGUUUCCCUGGAUGUUAUUGUCCACCGGGUUUAGUUCGACAAGGUGAUACUUGCAUUCAACCGCCAGCAUGCAGAGAUUGCGAAUGCAACUUAUUACCGCAUCUACAAUAUGUAACCUACGAUGAGUCCAAUUUUACCGUGAAUGGAAACUGUGUAUACGUUAUGUCGAGGGAUGUUUUGGAAAGUUUAAAUCAAGAGCACAAAUUCCAAGUUUUCGUUACAAACCAUCCAUGUGAAAAUAAACCUAACAAAAUGUGUAUAGGAAAAAUUACCAUUUUGUUUGCUGGUCAUAAAAUUCAUAUAUAUCGAGAUGAAAUUAGAAAUAGAUUGAAGAUGAUUGUCGAUUCAGAAAGGGUAUAUGACUAUGCAGAAGUAUCUGAUUGGAUGGAUGUAAAAGAAACAAUGGCUAAGCACAUCAAAGUUGUUCUUAAAGCGGUUCAAAUUCAAGUUAGUGUUUAUUAUCCAUCACUUGGAGUAUCCGUUAAAGCUCCAUCUCAACUAUAUGCAGGAAAAAUGGAAGGUUUAUGCGGAGAUUGUAACCGCGAUAAAUCUAAUGAUAUGAAAUUACCAAAUGGUCAAAUAACAACAGAUGAAGAAGAUUUUGGUGCAAGUUGGUUAUACGACAAAAUUCCUGGACAAUCCAAGGAAACUUGUGCACCUAAGAAAGAACCGCCGUGCCAAUCAAUACUGUCAGAUGUUAAUCCUUGUGACCAACUUUUAGACGUCGAUAAAUUUGGAUUGUGCCAUCCAUUAUUAGACCCAGGAAUGUUCUAUGAAUGGUGCAACAAAGAUAUUUGUACCGGAGAAUUAGAUCAAGCUUGUACAUCUAUUGAGACAUACGCAAAAGAAUGUAUGAGUACGAAUAUAUGCAUUAAUUGGCGCACCAAUUUGUGCCCAAUUAAAUCUUGUCCCGCUGGUCAAGAAUAUGAACCAUGUGGUACUAGUUGCCCAAAAACUUGCGAAUCUCUUCAAGGGGGUCAAACGAAUUGUCAUGAAAUACCAGUAGAAGGUUGUUUCUGCCAAGAAGGACAGGUACUGAAAAAUAACACCUGCGUUGAUGAACGAGAAUGCACCGUUUGCGAUGAUGAAGGUCAUCAUCCUGGUGAUACUUGGCAGAAAGAUGCAUGUACUUCAUGUACUUGUGUUGGCACAAACGUGAAUUGUGAAACCAAACAUUGUCCUAAAGUGGAGACGUUAUGCGAAGAUGGUUAUACUGUUAUAGAAGUUCUUUCCGAUAAGGAGGAAUGUUGUGAAAAAUACGUUUGUAUUCCAGUAGUAGAAGCUGGUCCAACAUGCGAACCACCCCAACAAUUAGAAUGUAAUGAAGAUCAAGAAAUGAAGCUUGUAAAGAAAUCCGAUGGUUGUCAGAAAUUUGUAUGUGAAUGUAAACCAAUUGAAGAUUGCAUUCCCAUUGACCAACAGAUGAACAAAACUGUUGAAGAAGGUUUUGAAAAAGUGAUUAACAAAGCUGGUUGUUGCCCAAAGGUUACAUACGUUUGCAAGAAAGAACUAUGUACAGUACCUGAACAAUGUCCAACAUUUUAUAACAUGAAAAAAUUAGAGAUACUAGAAAAGUGUUGUCCAAUUUACAGUUGUGACGCACCAAAGAAAUGUAUCAUUGAUUUGAUUUAUACCAGCUCGGAAUUAGGUGGCGAGAAAUUACGCAAUGAACAUGAUAAACAAAAGCUGGUCAAGGAAGUUGGUGAAAAAUGGCAGGAUGGACCCUGUAGAGAAUGUGAAUGUUUAGGCUCACCAGAACAAGGUUAUCACAGUAAUUGUUUACAAAAAAAUUGUCCUCUAACUCAAGAGUCCGAAGACAACAGCGAAUACGUUUUGGAGUAUGAUCCAAUUCCCCAUGUAUGUUGUGCAUCGAUUAAACGAGUCGCUUGUAAAUACGAUGGCACCGAAUACAAAGUUGGAGAAAAAUGGCCAGUUAAGGAUGAUUACUGCGCAUUUAUGCAAUGUGUAAAUACCACAACCGGUGUACAAAGAACAACAGAAAGAACUUCAUGUGAAACUAAAUGUGAAUUGGGUUACGAAUAUGUGCCACCAAAUCCUGAAAAUCAAAUGUGUUGCGGAUUUUGCAAACCAUACGCUUGCGUGGUUGAUGGAACCAUAAAAGCAGUUGGAGAGAAAUGGUUAUCUAGCGAUUAUUGUACCGAAUUCAUUUGUGUGAAUGAUAAUGGAGUGAUGAGAAUAGACGGAAAAGUUGAAACUUGCAAAGAUAUCCCACAAGAUCAAUUGGAUGAGUAUGUUUAUGAGUCUCAUAAAGUCGAUUUUGAGUGUUGCAAAAAACAUAAACCCACAGCAUGCAAAGUUGGGGAAACUAUUUACAAGAUUGGAGAUUCAUGGCCAUCACCUGAUCUAGAUAAAUGUAAGACAAUUUCUUGUGUAGAAACGCCAUCGGGUGAUUUACUCAAACAAGAAACGAUUCAAUCUUGUCACAAAGAGUGCUCUAAGGGAUGGGAAUAUAUAGAAUCUAAUAAUGCUUGUUGUGGCGAUUGUGUAUCCGCAUUCUGUGUUUUGGAAGAUGAGUUACGCAGACCAAAUGAAACAUGGACAUCAGAAGAUAAAUGUACGAAAUUCACCUGUGAGAAACAAGGUGAACAAAUGGCUAUUGUGAGUCUACAGGAGUUAUGUCCAGAUGUUAGCGAUUGUCCCAUAGAGAAUAUUUAUCUGGAGGGUUGUUGCAGCCGUUGUAACUUUAAUACAACAGGCGUAUCUCAAGUGAAUUGUGCACCUGUUGAAAUUCCACCUCACAAGACGGUAGAAUUAUUCAAAAUAACCAAACCAGACGGGGUUGUUUGUAAAAAUGUUGCCGCGAUCGGUAAUUUAAAAGAAUGCCAAGGCAGUUGCGAAUCAUACACAGCUCUUAAUAUCCAUUCUUUAUCAUUUGAAUCGCAAUGUUCUUGUUGUCGCGCAGUCGAUUUUCAAAUGAUUAUUAUUGAAUUGUUGUGUGACGAUGAUACCGUUAUUAAUAAGGAGAUUGAUGUUCCAAAUUCGUGCAGUUGCGAAGGUUGUGUUGCUCAAAAAAUGAGUAAAUUAUUGAAUCCGACGAAAAGUUUUACGAAGACGAAAUAUGAUAGAUAUUAAGAUUUAAAUUUGUUUUACUUAUUAUUUUUUAUUGACGUUUAUGUUCAGUGCAAUUUGACUUUUUUUAAU